This is a messenger RNA of Sceloporus undulatus (fence lizard), 805 nucleotides long. RefSeq names its product histone H4. The coding region runs from base 16 to 327 and encodes 103 amino acids. Lineage: Eukaryota; Metazoa; Chordata; Lepidosauria; Squamata; Phrynosomatidae. The record is from RefSeq and is a predicted model, not a curated record. The transcript has a single exon. Gene Ontology annotation, molecular function: DNA binding; structural constituent of chromatin; protein heterodimerization activity. Gene Ontology annotation, cellular component: nucleosome. Gene Ontology annotation, biological process: nucleosome assembly.
AGUCAAAGAGUGAGGAUGUCUGGGCGCGGAAAGGGAGGGAAAGGCUUGGGCAAAGGCGGCGCUAAAAGGCACCGCAAAGUCCUUCGUGACAACAUCCAAGGCAUUACUAAGCCUGCCAUUCGCCGCUUGGCUCGCCGCGGAGGAGUGAAGCGCAUUUCUGGGCUGAUUUAUGAAGAAACCCGCGGAGUCCUGAAGGUGUUUCUGGAGAACGUGAUCCGCGACGCUGUGACUUACACCGAACACGCCAAAAGGAAGACCGUCACCGCCAUGGAUGUGGUCUACGCCUUGAAACGCCAAGGCCGCACUCUGUAUGGGUUUGGCGGCUAAGUUUCCCGUUAGAAUUGGCCUCGGAAAAAGCAAAAAGGCCCUUUUAAGGGCCACCCACUUUCUCCAAAAAAGAGUUGCUUUUGCGUUCAAUCCAGGCGCCUCAAAAGAGCCUUUUGUUAAAAGGGACGAAUAGAAACAAUCCUUACUCACUGAAACUAUACUUUCCAUUCUGAUCUUAGCCAUGCAUUUUAUUUAUGUAUUUCAUUGUAACCCGCCUUGAUCCUUAUGGAAAGGCAGGAGAUAAAUAAGAUCUAUUGUUAUCAUUAUCAUUAAAAUUAGCAUUAUAAAAUGUGAAAUUCAAAGAUUGUAGUUGUGUUGAUCUGCAAAAGCCUUUGAAGUGAUAAAAUGUAGUUGGAAAGCAAGGCAGCAAUCCAGUCUCAUAAAACGCCUUGCUUUUUGCACCUCCUUGCUAAAAAGUCUAGCUUUCUGCCCCAGAAGGGAGCCUUGAAAUAAGCUUCUCGGGCUGCAUCUACACUGG